This is a messenger RNA of Mesocestoides corti, 366 nucleotides long. NCBI's taxonomy places the organism in Eukaryota, Metazoa, Platyhelminthes, Cestoda, Cyclophyllidea, Mesocestoididae. The record is from the annotation of a GenBank genome assembly.
AUGGAGCGGUUCCUGAGAUACGAAGAACCGAGUUCUCGAUCACGCAUGGGGAUGAGAAACCUGGCUGUUGCUGCCAGGCACAUUGCCACUAUGUCAGGCUGCUCGGAGGAUAUCCCCUAUGCACAAUUGCUUGAAGAGUUAUUUAAAUUGUUCACGGUGGACGCCGAGAGCAUUUUGCAGCAACGUUUUAGUUGGCGAUAUCGGCCUGGAGAGCGUAUCGUUGAUUAUAUGGCUGGAAUUCAUUAUCUGGUCAGACGAGGUUACCCAGGUUUGACACAAGAGGGCUUUGCAGUAGCAAACUUUCUCUGGAGACUACCUGGGAACUUGCUACCCGAUCAAUUACCGACGUACAUAAGGCUCUCAUGA